CUUGCACAUUACUACAACUCAUCAUAACGUGAAGAAUAGCCGAUAUGAGUGACCAAGAGGAGAAGCCGUCGACACUUGGUGAUAUCCGUAAUCCCCCUCAUAUCUGCGUUAUUGGUGCCGGUAUAUCUGGGCUACGAGCUGCGGAUGUACUGCUCCAAAAGGGCUUUAAGGUGACGAUACUAGAGGCGAGGGAUCGGAUUGGUGGGAGAAUAUGCCAGAGUGAUAAACUGGGAUAUACUGUGGAUAUUGGACCAAAUUGGAUUCACGCCACUGGUGACAAACACCCAAUCCGUGAUCUGGCAAUAGAAACAAACACGCCCCUACACCACUGGAACAACAAGCAAAACAUCUUCACGUCUGAUGGGGACCUUCUUCCAGCCGAGAAGUCCGCUGAACUCUCAACAUUGCUAUGGGAGAUUAUCGAAGAAGCGUUUGCAUACAGCGGGAAGAAUGGGAAAUCGAUACCAGAAUCCGCAAGUCUGUACGACUUCAUUGAAUCUAAUGUCAAGGAGAACCUUCCAGACCGACUCGAGGACCAGAAGCUCAUAUUGAGCAUGAGUGAAAUGUGGGGUGCCUAUGUCGGCCACCCUGUCACGAAGCAGAGUCUGCGGUUUUCUUGGAUGGAACAGUGUUGUAGCGGAGAUGAGACGUUCAUUGAAACGACAUACGAGGCCAUCUUGGACAGGAUAGCCAAGUUGCCCCGGGAGAAGGCAGAUCUUCGGCUUGGAGCGAGGGUAAUGAAAGUUGUAACGCCGACGGACCGAUUCUCUGGCGAGACAAAGGUGGUGACCACGAAGGGGGAUGUUCUCCAGUUUGAUGAGAUUAUCGUGACUGUACCACUUGGAUGCCUGAAGGGCGUCAAAGAGAGAGGCUUUUAUCCACGCUUGCCGCAGAGGAUAAGUGAUGCAAUGGACAAUAUUUCCAUUGGUCACCUCGAAAAGGUGUACAUUACAUUUCCUUCCGCAUUCUGGACUGUAAACCAGGAAGAUAACUUCGCGAGCUACACCAACUGGCUCUCACCCAAAUACGCACCAGAGACGAACCGCAAGUGCUGGCCACAAGAAAUCUGGAACCUCGCUGCUUUCUCGCCCGAAAACCGGCGCCCGACACUACUCUUCUACCUCUAUGGCGACUGUUCAAAACACAUCGUCACACUUGCGCACGAAAGGUCCACGGAGGAGCACUAUGCUCUACUAGACGCCUUUUUUCUCCCCUACUAUUCGCUGCUCCCCAACUUCUCGGCCGACGACGAGAAUUGCAAGCCCAAGGCGAUUCUGAGCACCGAGUGGCAGCUGGAUGAACUGGCUGGGUAUGGAAGCUACUGUAAUUUCCAGGUGGGGAUCAAGGACGCCGAUGAGGAUGUCAAGGCAAUUAGACAUGGGGUCCCCGAGAGGAGAUUGUGGUUUGCUGGGGAGCAUACUGCGCCGUUUGAGGAGCUGGGGACGGCUGCGGGAGCGUAUAUGAGUGGCGAGGCUGUGGCGUUGAGGAUUUUUGACCAGUAUUCGCAGGAGAGAGAGAAAUAAAAAUAAAAAAAGUUGGCAGGAUAUGAAGUUGGUUAAACUUAAAUAUUCACAUCUAGAAAUUAUAUACCGCAUGUUCACAAAUGCAAGUU
This is a messenger RNA of Pseudogymnoascus destructans, 1612 nucleotides long. RefSeq lists its product as uncharacterized. The transcript has 6 exons. The coding region runs from base 45 to 1523 and encodes 492 amino acids. Lineage: Eukaryota; Fungi; Ascomycota; Leotiomycetes; Thelebolales; Thelebolaceae. The record is from RefSeq and is a predicted model, not a curated record. Gene Ontology annotation, molecular function: oxidoreductase activity.